Molecule: messenger RNA, 1029 nt
Organism: Penicillium daleae
Lineage: Eukaryota; Fungi; Ascomycota; Eurotiomycetes; Eurotiales; Aspergillaceae
Product: AMMECR1 domain-containing protein
Exons: 2
Coding region: 1-1029 (342 amino acids)
Source: RefSeq, a predicted model, not a curated record
AUGGCAAACACCGCUCAGUGCUUCUAUUGCUUUGAAAGCCUUUGGGCCUCGUUUGAAGAUCGCGAGCCCCCUUCCUUGGCUACCAUAGAAACCCUUAGGGGGCAGCAUGAGCAAUCUAAGAAGCUCUCGUAUCUUGGAGAUCAGAACCUGGAUGAGGAGCAAGAGGACGCAGAUGUUGACGCAGGGCUAGCUCAGUCUGUAAAUGACUUUGACGCCGAUGCCGAUGCCAUACGGUCCUCCCGAACUUCUAAUAGGCCCCAUGGCCUGAAACUACCCAGCAUCAGCCGGCUACAGAGUCAGGUAUCAUCGUCGGACUCGUCCAGCACAGCCACGACGCCUUCCUGCGCAUCCAACACUUCAUCGAACUCGCUGUUGUCUAGUAGCACGACUGCCACGACCCCGAGUGCACAAUCAGAGGGGACAAGCUCAAGGGCCAAAUCAAGCGAGCAGCGAUAUCCGCUGUUCGUGACAUGGAAUACCGUUUCUCACGGCCACAAGUCUUUGCGUGGGUGCAUAGGCACAUUCGAAGCACAGGACCUCGCAGCGGGACUGAAGUCCUACGCUUUGACUUCGGCUUUUGACGAUACUCGCUUCUCCCCGAUUCCCCAGUCUCUCCUCCCUUCGCUCUCAUGCUCCCUGACUCUCCUGGGAUCAUUUGAGCCGUGUGCCAACGCUAUGGACUGGACGCUCGGCACCCAUGGCAUCCGCAUAUCCUUCAUUCACCGUGGCCGUCGAUACGGUGCCACAUAUCUACCCGACGUCGCCGUGGAACAAGGCUGGUCGAAAGAGGAGACCGUCGAGAGUCUAAUGCGCAAGGCAGGCUGGGACGGCGGCGCAGGUGGAGUUGCUCGGCGUUUAUUGCGCACUGGGGCGAGCGCAAGUGGCACCAAGCCUUGGGAUCAAGUGUCUGACUUCCGCACAGUCCGGUACCAGGGCCUCAAGGCGAGCGCAAGUUAUGAGGAGUGGCAGGAAUGGCGGAACUGGGUGCUUUCGCUAGACGAUGGACGGGAGAUUUUGGAUUCGGUCUGA